AAAGGACUAGUUCUCAAUACGACAAUGCACAGAAUAAAACAACAACUCACUGAAACGACUACGUUUUUAAGGAGACUUUUCGUCUUCUGCACCCGCUAUCCAUAAACCCAUGAACACUGUCCGCACCAUUACUCUUUCUUGGCGCCAAAAAGAAAAAAAGAAAAGAAAUGAGCACCUGCAGAACCCUAAACCUAACUCAAAUCCGUAUAUCUAUUUGUUCCCUCAAAAAAUCCAAACCCUGUUUCUUGAAUCCCAGAACUGCUGGUCCAUACAGACCGAGUGCAAGAUCUUAUAGUUCAAUACAAGCAGCAGCUGUCUCGCUUGAAUCUGCAGAUGACAGCAAAAACGAGACCGUAGAGCAUUUGCUCAGCAACCGGGAUGACGUGUUAAGAUUGAUGAAAAUGGAGAGGAGGCCAGACGCGGAAAAAUCGGGUAGCCGGUGGUUUCCGUAUUUGGAUAGGUAUAAGUGUGGGAGUGGUGAAUUGAGUGGUAGUGAGGUAUUGGAAGCGGUGGGUCCGUAUAUAAUGGAAGAUAGGAAAGAGAGGUUUGCAAAUGUGGUUAAGAAUCGGAGUUACUCCGUGUGUUUGGUUGUUGAAGGCUUGAGUGAUUUCGGGAAUGUUUCAGCUGCUUUUCGCUCUGCUGAUGCUUUAGGGUUUCAGUCUGUUCAUGUUGUUUCUUGUGAUUCCUCCAAAAGGUACAGAGACAAUCGCCAUGUUAGCAUGGGUGCAGAAAAAUGGUUGGACAUUGAACUUUGGGACUCUACCCAAGAGUGCUUUGAAGUUCUAAAGUCACGUGGUUAUCGAAUUGCCACUACACAUGUCGGAAUGGAUGCAGUAUCUAUUUAUGACAUGGAUUGGUCGUGCCCGACUGCAAUAGUUGUUGGAAAUGAAAAUCGGGGGAUAAGUGAUGAAGCCCUGGAACUGUCAGACUUGCACUGCAGUAUUCCUAUGAAAGGCAUGGUAGAUUCUUUCAAUGUUUCAGUUGCAGCAGGCAUCCUUAUGCACCAAGCUGUUUGUGACAGAACUUCUCGCCUGGGAAGUCAUGGAGAUUUGACGUUAGCAGAAAGCCGGGUCCUACUGGCGGAGUUCUCGCUGCGUCAUAGCAAGAGUGCAAUAAGCAUAGCUCAUGAGUAUGCGAAGCGAAAGGCCGCUACACCAAUGCCAAAGCUUUGAUUGAGAUAUGAACCACAUAGUAUUCAACUUCUCUGCUCUCAGGUCUUCAUAGGAGUUGCUGCCAAUUGAUGUGAAGCCAAUAAGCCAUCAUAAUAGAUCCAGUUAAAGCUUAAAAACCGAGUAAGUGUAGAGGACUUCAGCACUCGGCCACAUCAGUCAGUGGAGAAAGGAGACUGAACAAAAUGGCUGGCUUGGCGGCAACGAGCAAGGCAUUUCCAAAGAUGAGAUGCAUUCUGGGCUGUUAAUGUUGAUUAUCUGUGAUUUAAAUUUUUUUGAAUAUGUUUUCUUUUGUUAUAAUGUAAGAUAAUUUUAUACACUUCUAUGGGUGAUAUUGCCUUCA
Molecule: messenger RNA, 1512 nt
Organism: Ricinus communis (castor bean)
Lineage: Eukaryota; Viridiplantae; Streptophyta; Magnoliopsida; Malpighiales; Euphorbiaceae
Product: tRNA (guanosine(18)-2'-O)-methyltransferase
Exons: 5
Coding region: 168-1172 (334 amino acids)
Biological process (GO): tRNA guanine ribose methylation
Molecular function (GO): RNA binding
Source: RefSeq, a predicted model, not a curated record